AUGUCCUCUCAGCCGGAUGCUCAAGGGCCCCCUCCCCACAAGCCGGGCGAGCUCGCAUUCUAUGAGCUGUUCUGGCGUGAUCACCAGCAAUGGCUGCAAUCUCGCGGUUACAUGCUGAGGUCGCGCUAUAUGCCUGGCUGGGUCCCAUCGUGGAAAGGAACAAAGAGGCACUGGUCUGAGUGCGAGGACGGGCAAUCGUUUCCGCACAGGCUGAUCGUAGAUGCUAUCCGGGUAUCCGAUGGUGCCCUCGUCGCUCUAAAACGCGUCCCUAGAGCCAACUCACCAAAUGAGGGCGCCAUUGGUCUCCUUUUUUCCUCCGAUCCGCUCAAAUCUGAUCCGCAAAACCACUGCGUGCCCAUCUACGAAGUACUGGAGGUACCAGAUGACGCAGACUCGGAAGUUAUCGUAAUGCCGUUCCUGCGGCUCUGGUACAAUCCACCUUUUGACACGUUUGGGGAAGUGGUUUCAUUUCUGCAGCAGACCAUUGAGGGUUUGCACUUCAUGCAUAAGCAUCUGGUGGCCCAUAGGGACUGUACACUGCGCAAUAUAAUGAUGGAUCCAUCUGCGCUGUACCCAGAGUCCUUCCACCCUGUCAGCACUAGUCAGAAGCGAAAUCUUAAAGGCCAUGCGAAGCACUAUACUCGGACUCAGCGUCCCGUCAAAUACUAUCUCAUUGACUUCGGCUUAUCCAGACGAUAUAAGCCAGAGGACAUGCCACCAAUGGAAGAAGUUGUCAUUGGCGGCGAUCGAACUGUGCCGGAAUUUCAGGACGUCUAUACUCGAGCGGUUUCUUCCAAGCGCUGCGAUCCCUUCCCCACGGAUAUUUACACUCUCGGAAAUGUCAUGAAGUCGUGGCUCAUAGAAAAAAACGCAGGCUUCGAAUUUCUACAGCCUCUAGUCUCAGAUAUGGUCCAGGAAGAGCCAGCGAAGCGUCCGAAGAUGGAGGAGGUCCUGACUCGGUUUGAAGACAUUCGAAAGUCUCUGAGCACUCGGAAACUUCGGUCCCGAGUGGUUCCUCGCGACGAAAACCUUGUCGAGGGCCUGUUUCGCGCCAUUGGUCACUGGAGCAGGCGGGUCAUAUACAUCAUACGACGGACGCCUGCAGUCCCUAUGCCCCCGUAGCGCGUUCCUGGCCAUGGCUUCGAGCAUUACUACCUGGAUUUGUGGAAGUUCCUUCAUUUCAUCUUAGCUCGAUCUACAAGUGCUGUCCGGUUGCUAUGUUGCUGCUAUCUUACGCUCGUUUCUAUUGUCGUUGUCCGCGUUCAAAUGCAAAUCAUCGUUCUUACAGGC
Gloeophyllum trabeum ATCC 11539 is the source of this 1290-nucleotide messenger RNA. RefSeq lists its product as uncharacterized. NCBI's taxonomy places the organism in Eukaryota, Fungi, Basidiomycota, Agaricomycetes, Gloeophyllales, Gloeophyllaceae. Gene Ontology annotation, biological process: protein phosphorylation. The transcript has 5 exons. The coding region runs from base 1 to 1122 and encodes 373 amino acids. Gene Ontology annotation, molecular function: protein kinase activity; ATP binding. The record is from RefSeq and is a predicted model, not a curated record.